Molecule: messenger RNA, 918 nt
Organism: Peronospora matthiolae
Lineage: Eukaryota; Oomycota; Peronosporomycetes; Peronosporales; Peronosporaceae
Source: the annotation of a GenBank genome assembly
AUGUCAGUCUCAUCGGUCGUGCUGAGUAGUGACAAACCAUUCACUUCUGAUAUACCAGAACCAGUUCCGGCCUCACUCUCAGGUCCGAGUCCGUGUUCAGCCGAAAUUGUCUUCUCGCCCAGAGAACCAGAAGUGACCAAGCCACUACUUAAGAAGGGAGCGUUUGUUAUUGGCAAGAAUUGUCGCCUCCUCAUAGACUGUGGGGCUACGCACAAUGUGUUAAAGCCCAAGAUUUACGAUGGACAGCGCAAGCCGGUCACAGUUCAUGUGACCACCUUCAACGGGGACAAAGUUACAGCCCCAACAAGGGAAUUAAAGACCAGCGUGCAAAUGGAUGGAGUUCAGUUUAACGAUGUCGCAUUCACGGAAUGGAAGACGUCGUCCGCAUACGACAGGAUUCUAGGACAACCAUGGCUGCAGAACAUGAACCCGAUUAUUGACUGGACAGAGCAGACAAUAUCGUACCGACAGCAGGCACCAUAUGCCUACCUGGCCGAUGAUCUGACCGACAAGGAGGCACAACAAGUCUAUGCCAAGUUGUGUAGCGUCGAAGUGACGCGUCCAAUGGUAACAAUGCUGCCACCAGGAGUAGAGCAGCUUAUUCACGAAUUUGUUGACCUGUUUCCUGCAUCAUUGCCUACAGGACUACCACCAGUGCGUGACGUGGAGCAUGCGGUUAUUGUAAAGCCAGGCGCUCGUCCUACAAGCCGACCUCCGUUUCGAAUGGCUCCAGUGGAGAAAGUGGCCCUAAGUAAGUUCGUGGACGAGCUACUUGCGAAAAAAUGGAAACAAGUCAGCUCGUCGGAGUGGGUAUCCAACAUCUUUGCAGUUCCCAAGAAAGACAUCAUCACAGGAAAGCUCAAUCACGGGCUGAUUGGAUUCGCAGUGGGAAUUCGAACGCAUUGGUGCGUUGGGUGA